This is a messenger RNA of Talaromyces rugulosus, 1035 nucleotides long. RefSeq lists its product as uncharacterized. NCBI's taxonomy places the organism in Eukaryota, Fungi, Ascomycota, Eurotiomycetes, Eurotiales, Trichocomaceae. The transcript is spliced from 3 exons. The record is from RefSeq and is a predicted model, not a curated record. The coding region runs from base 1 to 1035 and encodes 344 amino acids.
AUGUCAGUUUCGCCUUCUUCAACUUCUGGAUUCAAGCAAAAGGCACAACAUGACAUCGCAAGCCCUCCAGCGCAGCGACCUCAUUCCUCCCCGACAGCCAGGAGGAUAGUCCAACCAGGCUCGAUUCAAGCCUUGCUUCGAGAUCAUUGCCGCGUCCGCUUGUAUGUCCCACCGAUAGCAUGGACUUCGAAGCAGCUACGACUUUUGAAUUGCCAGUUCGUCCUGCAGGAUGGAAGGCGAACACGACCAGCACCGCUAAAUUCUGGUCUCCAUGACGAUGGGAGUAGCGCGGCUGGUGGUGUUGCACAGAGAAAGCUAGGUCGCACCACACGCGCAGCAACCUAUCUAACACGGACAGGUACCUUGACGACCAAGAACCCUAAAUGCCUUGCUUUCUACUUUGAUUGCCGACCUGUUGCGAGAGUUUCAUCAGACCUUGUUUUCUCGAGCAAUUCCGUGACUCCGAGUCUUGCUUACAUCACCUUUGAUAAGAUACAGUCACUUCGUAAGAGACAUGUACAUGUAUUAUCUUCCAAGAAAAUCAACGCCCCCGUUCUCCGUAUCAGGCAGAAAAAGCUAAAUUCUCUGGAACCCCAAAAUCUCGCCGAAGACCCAUAUAUCGUGGGGAUACUGAUAGCUUUAGCUCAGGAGCAACGGUGGCUACGAGAGCAGCAGCAGGGUCUGCAGGGGCAAGAUACCGACGUUAUUACAAGCAAUCAGGUCGAAGAGGUGCCUGCAGUUAUCACGUCAAGUGUUGCGAAAUCGAGUUGUUCGUUCAAGGUCCAAGUCCUGGCCCUUCAAGGGAUAGCUGCCGGUGCCCUCUACGUAUACACCGCCAACAUCCCCUCUGAGUUUCUCGACAAAUUUGAGGAGCCGUCACGCUUCUCACCAAGCUCUCCCCUUGUGAUAACAUACGACAUUAUACCUCUAGGUAGAUCAACUAUGUUACACAAGUUACACCGUUUGCUUUGCUUCGGCUCUUGCAGCUUUUGUUCCUCUUGCAAUGAGACCCAAGAAGUUUGUGCCGCAAACUAA